UCUAGAACCACAUACACGGGACGGAAAAGCAAAGCCAACAUGGCCGGAGAAAAAUUUCAAAAGAAGUAUUUAUUAUCAAUCGCCGCUUCAUUAUUGGUGGCCAUAUUAAUAUGGGAACGGACUAGCAAGGAGGACACUAACCCUCACAAAUAUAAAGAAGAAGGUGACAUUCGAGUUAUUCCUCGCUCUAAGCGUCAGAACUACGCUUACAAGCUGCAUGAUACCUACGUUAAAUUCUAUAAAGCGCUGCAAUGCUGCAAGAGGCCGCUACCAUACCUUUUACCUGAGGAUGGUCUCACGUCUUGUCCACCAGCAGAUGGCGCCAAUUCUUACACUAAUCAAAAACCGAAAAGGAACAAAAAGAAGAACCGCAAGCUAAAUAAUGCCGCCCGCACAACAAACUGGUUCAAACAAAUCUCAAACAGUCUCAAUGCGGCGCGAAAGUCUGCUAAAAAUGUUGCAGGUGGAAGACUUGGACGCCAAUCAGAGGCAGCUCAAAAGAUAUCUCUGAAGUUUGUGUGUUACAAUGACUGUGUAUUCUCCGAAGCGGGCCUUUUCAACGGCUCAGGUCUUGACGUGGCGGAAGUGGAAAGGGUUUUCCUUGAAUCGAACAAAAACGAUCAAUACUGGGCACCAAAAAUCCAAGAUUGCCUUUUCAAUUGCGAGGAACCCGCUGCUUGUGCAACCCCGGAAGCGAUACAAGUCAAUGGCAUAUUUUGCAGCGUCAAAUCAACCAUUAUGAUGAACUGCAUGUACAAGCAGCUGAUGAGGUAUUGCGAUCGGAAAGCAACCACUGAAUGCAAUUCAGCUUUUGCACAAGUCAGAAAAGUGAACGUAUUCAAGCUGCCAGGAAACUAAAUUUAACAUCAAAAUUCUACCAACAUUCGGUUUUCUGCACUUUUACCCAUCAAUUUUUUUUUGUAGAUUUUACGAUACAAAUAAAAAAAAUUAAGCUGUGAGAGAA
Molecule: messenger RNA, 964 nt
Organism: Neocloeon triangulifer
Lineage: Eukaryota; Metazoa; Arthropoda; Insecta; Ephemeroptera; Baetidae
Exons: 12
Coding region: 40-858 (272 amino acids)
Source: RefSeq, a predicted model, not a curated record